Echinostoma caproni is the source of this 705-nucleotide messenger RNA. The record is from the annotation of a GenBank genome assembly. NCBI's taxonomy places the organism in Eukaryota, Metazoa, Platyhelminthes, Trematoda, Plagiorchiida, Echinostomatidae.
AUGCAACCGGAGGGAAACCAUCUACUCAUUGCUUAUACAAGCGGCUGUGUUGCCGUUGCCAUUCCACAACCUUUGGCGGAUGUCACUGUAGCCGAGUCACGACCCGGGGAAGUAGCUCCAACGGCGGAGGUGGAGCCAACAACGCCCAACAACGAGGAAAAUUCGGUUGAUGCAACUGCGGACCCUGCACCACCUGCAACUCCGGCCACCGAACAACCCCAGUCCACCGCUCCCGAAACACCCGUAAAGGAAACUGUUGAACGGCUUGCUACCUUGAAACUGAAGGGCUUUGCUCGAAGUUUACGUGGAACUGAGAGUGCAAAGCCUGAGGUCGAAUCCGAGCUGAAGAUACCUGUUCCUCCAGCCCCAAGAAUUAGUCAUCUUCUCAUUCGUGAUCAAGCUGUGAAGUCUGCCGCUUGGCGAGUUACGACGGUUGGAAGCCUUUCUACCGAGGUGGUCAUAGCUUAUGAAGAUGGAGCGUUUCAAGUUUGGCCAGUUGUUGCCACGGUUAGUCAACAACCACAAGAACCAAUUAUUGUCUCCAAACGCGACCCACCUAAUACUCCUUAUGGUAAGUUUACCGAAAACCAUUUUAUUGCGCGAGCCUGGUUAAACAACUUGAAAACCGAUGUCGGGGCUAGGCGGAUUACAUUGAUUAAUCACGAUCGCACCCUAAUGCAAGUGCUUCACCUCAAUAGCGGCUAG